UCCCCGCGCUCUCCCUGCGAAGCAGCCGAGGAGCUUCAGCCACUUUAAGGGUUAACAAAGGACAACGGAGCGGAAGGGAAGAGCGCAAAGGAGGGACGUCCCUUGCCUGCCCCGCCUCUCGGUGAGACAUGCAGCCUGGAAGCGCCGGAGGAGCCCCUCUUCGUGCGCGGCGAUGUUGGCGAGCGGGGUUGCGCAAAGGGAGCCUCGAAACAAAGCUCGGUGAGUGCCAUCUGUCCUGGGGAUCUCAUCUUCCAGUACUAUCUUGCAUUGCAGGAUACAUCUGGGAGGUCAAGGCUGAGCGAGAAACAUCUGAAGUAUCACUGGAAAAAGCUGAGGAGCAGAUGCAGGAGCAGAAACUGAGAAAUCAAGAUGGAGCAAAGAGACAAGAGGAAAAACAAACUCCCACAGGGGACAAACCUUAUAAAUGCUUGGAGUGUGGAAAGAGCUUCAGUCGGAGUUGCAACCUAACUUCACAUCACAGAACUCAUACAGGGGACAAACCUUAUAAAUGCUUGGAGUGUGCAAAGAGCUUCAGUCAGAGUAGCCACCUUACUUGGCAUCACAAAACUCACACAGGGGACAAACCAUAUCAAUGCUUGGAGUGUGGAAAGAGCUUCAAGUGGAAUAGCAACCAUACUGUGCAUCAAAGAUGUCACACAGGGGACACACCUUAUAAAUGCUUGAAGUGUGGAAAGAGCUUCAGUCAGAGCAGCACCCUUACUUUGCAUCACAAAACUCACACAGGAGACAAACCUCAUAAAUGCUUCGAGUGUGGAAAGAGCUUCAGUCGGAGUGGCACCCUAAGUAUACAUGAAAGAACUCACACAGGAGACAAACCUUAAAAUGCUUGGAGUGUGGAAAGAGGUUUAAGCAGAGUUCAACGUUUUCUGUGCAUCAAAGGAUCCAUAUAGUGAAGCAAAGCUACCAAUAGGAUUUUCUGGGCUCAGGACUCUAUGCAGAUUGGGCCCUCUGUUGCUUUUCAUAAAAUGUGCAUAUGCUUCAUGUCAAAUGCAAAUUUGUAGCUUCUAUUCAAGAUGUGAUUGGAGCACCAAAAAUAAUCCAGUGGUAACACUCAAAUAGCAGCUGGUAUGGCACAGUGGAGAGGAGAGCCUGGCUAGGAGUCCAGAGUCUGUGAGUUCCAAACCCCGCUCGUGUCUCCUGGGUGUCAAGGGCCUGCUAAAGAUCACACCACAGAGUGUGGCUCAGGGGUUACGUGCCUUGCCACCUGUGCAGCCGUGGGCAAGCUGCAUAGUCCCAAGGAGCCCAGUUGCCCCCCAGCUGGCAGUUGUGGAUAAGGAAGGGGCUGGCUUGUGCAGUGGGGAGGACUAGCCUCAGAGGGAGGCAAGGGUAAACCCCUCUCUGAAUACCGCUUAUCAUGAAAAACCAUAGGGUCACCAUAAGUUGGGAUGGACUUGAAGGCAGGCCAUUUCCAUUUCAACACUCAAAUAAUGAGAUAUGCAACAGAAAGCAUAUCAACAGGUGAAGCUUUCCCCAUAAUUCUAUACUAUAAAAGGCAGAUAUUAAUCUGCCUGCCACAUUAUUGUAUAGCCACGAGAGGCUGUAUCCUAUAGCCAGCAUUGAUUUUUUGUAUUCUGCAAUGAUAGAUUGAAAAUACUCCCAUGCCAUUCUGAUGCUUCCCAUAAGCUCAUUUCAAACCAAAAGCUCACAAAAUGUAUAGUCCUGAACUCAGAACCGCUUGCUUAACAACCCUCUAAGUUUUCAUGGCAAUACACAAAACAGUCAGAGAAUCAAGAGUUCAAAGUGUAAAACGAGAAAAAAACCAGACCUGGACUUUUUUCUGUCAGAGUUCUCAUAACCUGUUGAAAUUCUUUAAAAAUCAGCCUUGUUCACAGAGUACCUGUAAUCCUGUUACUGACCUUGCCCCAUUCUCUGACCUUCAUCUUCUGCAGUGUAAAAGUAAAAAAAAAAUGCCUGGCUCAUUUUUACUUAAUUUAAGAAUUUUGCAUUGCAGUCAAUGAUAGUGUUGGGCAUGCUCAGUAAGAAUCAACUGUCAGUGUUCUAAGAGCCAGACUCACAGCUGCUGGGCUUGGCUAAUCGGGGCCAUAGCCACACCAGACUUUGAAUUCACUUGAGACAGUCACGCCUUCCCCAGAAGAAUCCUGGGAAGUGUAGUUUGUGAAGGGUGCUGAGAGGUGAAAAGGGGCAACACCUGCCAUCUCCAAAGAUGGAGAAUUAUAUUUUUGUAUGUUUGUUGGUGUUCUUCUUACUUUGCUUCUUUCCUGAAGAUUAUAU
Molecule: messenger RNA, 2253 nt
Organism: Rhineura floridana
Lineage: Eukaryota; Metazoa; Chordata; Lepidosauria; Squamata; Rhineuridae
Product: zinc finger protein 436-like
Exons: 3
Coding region: 129-842 (237 amino acids)
Biological process (GO): regulation of transcription by RNA polymerase II
Cellular component (GO): nucleus
Molecular function (GO): RNA polymerase II cis-regulatory region sequence-specific DNA binding; DNA-binding transcription activator activity, RNA polymerase II-specific
Source: RefSeq, a predicted model, not a curated record